Messenger RNA from Acytostelium subglobosum LB1, 1080 nucleotides. RefSeq lists its product as hypothetical. The record is from RefSeq and is a predicted model, not a curated record. Gene Ontology annotation, cellular component: glycosylphosphatidylinositol-N-acetylglucosaminyltransferase (GPI-GnT) complex; membrane. NCBI's taxonomy places the organism in Eukaryota, Evosea, Eumycetozoa, Acytosteliales, Acytosteliaceae. Gene Ontology annotation, biological process: GPI anchor biosynthetic process. The transcript is spliced from 5 exons. The coding region runs from base 1 to 1080 and encodes 359 amino acids.
AUGGUACAACAACAGAGAUCACCUAUAUUACAUCCAUCAACAUCAACAACAUAUAAUGGAGGAUCAAUGCCAAAUUCACCAAGUCUAUAUCAUCAACAACAACAACAAAUAGAUAAUCAACAACAACAUCAUCAUCCACAUCAUCAUCCAAAUGGAUGUAAAGACUCUGUAGAUCAUCGAUCGUCAGUUGACGAAAGCUCAACAGCACAAACACCAAUAGCAUCGACAAAGUGGAAGAAAGUACUAUACGAGCCUCAACCAUAUCCAGAUAACUACACAGACGAAACAUUCCUCAAAGAGCUGAUACAGAAUGCCAACUUCAUUAAAUAUGACUUCUGGAAGAUAGUAUUCGACAGCUUCACCGUUACACAACAGAUAACAUCUGUUAUACUCUUUGUCAUUGUAUUCUUCCACGCGUUGAAGAGCACAUGGACACUCUCAUCCCUUGUCAGUAUGGCAAUGGGUAUGCUUGUAGUAGGAUACAUACUUAUCAUUUGGAUCGAUCCAACAUCAGACUUUUACUCAAUCAAGGAUAGUCUAUUACAUGUUAUAUUACUGUUUGGAACAGUGUAUGGACUGUCACCUGUACUGCGAACACUGACCAAUUCAUUCAGCGAUGAUACUAUAUGGGCAUUGACAUUCAUAUUACUGUUGGCACACUUAUUCUUCCACGACUAUGGCUACACCAACAAUGACUGCACUGUGUUCAAUGCACCCAUUUCACUCAAUGCGGCAAUCUUUGCCUCUGUCCUCCUAAGCUCAAGACUACACUCCAACAUCCAUGUGUUUGUCCUCAUCACCUUUGCCAUCCAGAUGUUUGCCCUCUUCCCAAUCGUCAGACAUCAUAUUAAGCGCCACUCACUAGAGUUCCAUUCUGGAUUGACUAUUGGCUUGUGUGUAGCGUGCACCGUGCUACUCUCGCACAUGAGUACUCUGUUGACAUUCAUCUACAUUGGAAUCAUUGGAACCAUUACCUUUGUUUGUCCACUCUGGCUAAUCUUUAUCCAGAAAUACAAGAAUGAGAUCAAUGGACCAUGGGACGAAGCAUCGGUUAUAUCCCAGAGUGGAGGAGAGUUCUAA